UCAGGAGCUUCAAUAUCCUUCGCCCCCCUGGAAAAAAGAGAGCAAGGGAGUUAUCAGUUUCCAUAUAAAAUAAAUGGCCGAUUCUUCCAAAGAAGAGCUUCUCCAACUCAUCAAACGCUUCGGGGCUUAUCUCACCGUCAAGAUGUCCAAUCUCUUCUCCUCGAUCUCCUCCCAAAACUUGAACACACGUUCGAUUGGGGCGAUUGCUGGCUUUGCGGUUGCUAUAGUUUUUACCUGGAGGCUUUUUAGAACUCCAGCUCCGCCACCAAGAAGGCAGCCGAAGCGCCAGGCACCUGGGUCCAGUAGCUCCGGCGUCAGUUCUCCUCCGAAUUCAACGCUGACGUCCACCGGAGGAGUUUCGUCUUCAGAGAAUACAAGAGUGCAGAAUGUUGUUGAUGAGUUCUUCCAGCCGGUAAAGCCGACUUUGGGGCAGAUAGUUAGACAGAAACUGAGUGAAGGAAGAAAGGUGACUUGUCGUUUACUUGGGGUAAUCCUGGAGGAAAGUACCCCAGAGGAGCUUCAGAAACAAGUAACUGUGAAGUACUCAGUGCUGGAAGUACUCUUGGAGAUCACAAAAUAUUGUGAUCUGUACUUAAUGGAAAGAGUUCCGGAUGAUGAAACUGAAAACAAGGUUUUAGCAGCUUUGGAAGAUGCUGGGGUUUUCACAUCUGGGGGUUUGGUCAAAGACAAGGUUCUGUUCUGCAGCACAGAGAAUGGACGGACAUCAUUUGUUCGGCAGUUGGAACCAGAUUGGCAUAUCGACACAAAUCCUGAGAUCAUCUUUCAAUUAUCUAGGUUUAUCAAGUACCAGCUUCACAUCUCUCCUACUAGAUCUGAACGGGCGUCUUCCAAUGUGUUCAGCUCCCCAUCCUUGGAACAAUUCUUUGGAUGACUUUGAUGCUUAAAGAGAUGAUGAUACAAAACAUAAGCCUUUAGGUAUCCAUUAGGGUCCUUUUUCCCCCGAUUUUGGGUUUUAUGUUUUUCGUACUUUAAGCUGCAGCUCAUUAAGGCUCAGUGUACUUUUUUCUUUCUCGUUGUACUGUUGUUCAGUUAUUGGUAGUUACUAGUCAGAUGGUAGACUUGUUCUGUAUAACUACAGUGUCGAGGGAUGUUCUCGAUUUGAAAUUUGUGUAAUAGAUUGGAUGAAAUACAAACUCCAACCGGAAAUCUAUGAAAUGGUUGAUGUAUGCAAUCUACCUCAGUCAAAUGAUACACCACCAUGGAUUAUAUAA
Argentina anserina (silverweed cinquefoil) is the source of this 1232-nucleotide messenger RNA. Its product is annotated as peroxisome biogenesis protein 22. The coding region runs from base 74 to 892 and encodes 272 amino acids. The record is from RefSeq and is a predicted model, not a curated record. Gene Ontology annotation, biological process: peroxisome organization. NCBI's taxonomy places the organism in Eukaryota, Viridiplantae, Streptophyta, Magnoliopsida, Rosales, Rosaceae. The transcript is spliced from 9 exons.